AAGUUUGUCUCUAGCUUUUUCUGCAUUAUGUAUUUCUCCAAAUAUAUAUAAUGACAAAUAAAAUUUUCUUCCUAUAAGGUAUAAGAUGAGGAUGAUUUAAUGCAGAAUACUCACUUCAACUAUUUCCUUCCUUAAUAUUCUCUCUCUUUACUCUUACAUAGCAAAGCCAUGGCUCCGUCAAGCUCGUGCAUUACCCCUCUUCUUCUCUUGUCCUUAGUUAUUUUUGCCUCUGCUUACGAGACAAAACCUAAGCUUCAAAACCCUAAUCCGGAAGGGAAAGAAAAGUUUCUUACCACCAAACAACAAGAUGGGCAACCAAAGUUAGAAGAAAAGGAAAAGUCCAUUCCUAAGAAACCAAAAUAUGAGCAACCAAAGUCGGAUGAAAAGGUAAAGUUUCUUCCUACAAAACCAAGGUAUGAAAAGCCAAAACCAGAGGAAAAGGAUAAAUAUGUACCUACGAAACCAAACUAUGGCCAGCCAAAGCCAGAAGAAAAGGUAAAGUCUCUUCCUACAAAACCAACCUAUGCACAGCCUAAACCUGAAGGAAUCAAGAAGAAAAAAAUUGCUCCUACAAAACCUGUGUAUGAUCAGAAGCCAAAAGAAAUUCCCACGAAAUCAAACUACAUGGGAUCACCAGUUCCACAACAAGAAAAGAGUAUACUUCCAUUAACUACUGCUGUUCAAGGUCUUGUUUCAUGUAAGUCAGGCCUCAAAUACUUCCCCAUCCAAGGAGCUGUGGCUAAGAUAACAUGUAUCGCUGACUAUCAAGAAGGCUACAAGACAACAACUUUCUCAAUCUUAAGUGCAGCAUCUGAUGCAAAGGGCUAUUUCUAUGCAACAUUAUCUCCAUCUACACUCGGAGAUAAGCCCUGGAAACUCAAGGAAUGCAAGGCCUACCUCGAUCAUUCUCCAUUAAAGUCCUGCAAUGUGCCAACUAACAUUAAUGAUGGCAUUCAUGGUGAUCUGCUCUCUUCCUACAACAUCCUUAAGCAUACUAGCACAAAAUUAUUCUCCGUUGGACCUUUCUACUACACUACUAGCUCUUCACAACCUAAAUCAUCAGUUCCCACUGGAGCCUAUUAAUUAAAUGUAAUUUUAUGUUUCAUGUUUUUAAUUAAUUUCAUUUGGCCUAUUUGUUUGAGGGUCUCGGAAAAUAAUAAGGAAUAAAAAAGAAUCUUUUUUUAAAAUUUGUUUAAUUUGAUGGGUAUUAAU
This is a messenger RNA of Humulus lupulus (European hop), 1212 nucleotides long. RefSeq names its product proline-rich protein 3-like. NCBI's taxonomy places the organism in Eukaryota, Viridiplantae, Streptophyta, Magnoliopsida, Rosales, Cannabaceae. The record is from RefSeq and is a predicted model, not a curated record. The transcript has 2 exons. The coding region runs from base 169 to 1083 and encodes 304 amino acids.